GGUGUACUUCAAAAUUACUUUGAACAACAUGACGAGUUUAAAGGCACUUCAAAUCUAUCUUUUCAAUUGACAUUUGUAGCAACAAUUUGCAAUAUCUUGAUCAAUUUACUAGCUCCCUUGGGCCAAUUAUUGUUGGCUUUGAUGGAAGCAAGAACCGUCUUGUUUUUGUCCAUUUCUUUUUGUUCUGCGGGUCUUUUACUUGCGAGCUUCAGCACACAGGUUUGGCAUCUAUACUUGACACAUGGUGUGAUUUAUGGUAUAGGCUCUUCCAUUAUGUUUUAUGCAAGUAACAGUCCCAUUCUUUUUGUUGUUCCCUUGUGGUUUGUCAAGCACCGAGGUAUUGCAUUGGGUAUUAUAUCAAGUGGUAUAAGUAUUGGGGGGCUUGUGAUGCCAUUGAUUAUGGAGCCGCUGAAUACCAGGCUAGGAGCAGGAUGGUGUUAUAGAAUAUUAAGUUUGAUCUGUUUUGCCGUGGGAUUACUAGCAUGUUGUAUAUUUAAGAACAAGGAGGUCGAAGAAAAGCAAGAGAAACCUAAUGUUCGUGAUAUGUUUGACUUUAGCAUUGCGAAAGAUGGCAAGUUUUUGCUAUGGUGUGCAGCUGAUAUUUUAUUAGAGGCAGCUUAUAAUGUUCCCUAUUAUUUCCUACCAUCAUAUGCCACUCAUCUCGGAUUAAGCUCUUCACAGGGUGCGGUUAUUUUGUCUGCUGGAUCAGGCAUGAAUGCAUUCGGAAGAAUCGUAUCAGGAUUUCUCGCUGAUUAUGUAGGUCAUGUCAAUAUUAUCAUCAUCUACUCGAUUAUUUCUGGGUUGGCUAACCUAGUGAUCUGGAGUUAUGCAAACACGUUUGGAACCUUGAUGGCAUUUUCUAUUAUCUUUGGGUUUUUUGGAGGAGCGUUCAUCACACUAACCCCAACCAUCACGUUAUUGACAACAGGAUUAGAAAAGUUUGAGUCUGGUCUUUCGGUAUUUCUUGUGCUGACGGUAAUUUCCAUGUUUGGGCCCAACUUGGCAGGAGCGAUUGAAGGAGUUUCGGGAGAAUCACAUCCGUUUGAUAGCUACAAAUAUUUCACAGGAGCUUGUUAUUUAGCUGGUGCAGUGCUGCUACUUAUAUUUAAGUUUACUUUAAAUAGAAACCCAUUUAUAAAAAUUUAA
Mucor mucedo is the source of this 1146-nucleotide messenger RNA. RefSeq names its product major facilitator superfamily domain-containing protein. Gene Ontology annotation, biological process: transmembrane transport. Gene Ontology annotation, cellular component: fungal-type vacuole membrane. NCBI's taxonomy places the organism in Eukaryota, Fungi, Mucoromycota, Mucoromycetes, Mucorales, Mucoraceae. The transcript has 7 exons. The record is from RefSeq and is a predicted model, not a curated record. The annotation marks the transcript as partial. Gene Ontology annotation, molecular function: transmembrane transporter activity.